Messenger RNA from Mercenaria mercenaria, 477 nucleotides. RefSeq names its product tol-Pal system protein TolA-like. The record is from RefSeq and is a predicted model, not a curated record. The transcript has 3 exons. NCBI's taxonomy places the organism in Eukaryota, Metazoa, Mollusca, Bivalvia, Venerida, Veneridae. The coding region runs from base 1 to 477 and encodes 158 amino acids.
AUGCUCCCAUUGAUGCAUCCAGAAGCAAGAUGUAAGGCAGUGGCAGACUCUGCAGUGGAGGCUGCACGAGCUAUGGCAAAUGCAGCUCAAGAAGCUGCAGAAGCAGCAGCAGCUGCAUUACAAGCUGCAGCAAAAAUAUCUGAAGAAGCAGAAAAGGCAGCCAAGGGCUCACAAGAAGCAGGAAAAGAAGCAGCAACUACAACGCAUUAUUCCGCCUCUAAAGUGGCUGAGACAAAGAUUAAGGCUGACCUGGAAAAAAGAGCUACAAUCGACCAAAAUAAACUGAAAUUAGCUGAGAACAAAGCAGCAGCGGCUAUUACUGCAGUGGAGGAAGCUGCUGCAGAUGCAGCAGCAGCUAUUACUGCAGCAACUGCAGCAGCAGAAGCAGCUGCAUUAGAAGCAGCAAAUUUUGCAGCCAAAGCAGCAGCAACAGCUGAGGAUGUUACUUCCAACAAAACAGUCACAAGUGAGUGCUAG